AUGACACAGAGUUCAAGUAAAAUAGGUGAUGAUCUACUACAUCGACAUAGUUUUCAUCAAAAUCAAAAUAGUAAUAAUAAUAAUAAUAAUAGUAAUAGUAAUAAUAAUAAUAGAACACCACCAAAUACAACACCACCCAAUACAUCACCAACUUAUACACCAAAGGGUAGUUUUAGAAAUAAAUCUAAACCAGCUUCUGCCGAUUUGGAUGAUUUACAAAUGUUGAUUCAAAGUCUGACAAAUGAUCCACCACCAAAUAAACAACAACAACAACAACAACAACAACAACAACAACAACAACAACAACAACAACAACAAAAAGAGAUUAAUGUUCCACAAAAUAAUAAGCAACAACAACAACAACCACCAAUUGUAUUUACAAAGGAAAGACUUUCAUCUACACCCAGUGUUGCAGCGUCACCGUCACCAUCGAAUUUCGGACAUUUACAACCAAAGAUAAUAUCUUCACCGAUUGUAUCAACUUCGGUGCUAUCACAAUCAGAGUUGGUCGACUCUAUUGAAUCUACAACCAAGCAGUUACCUACACCUCCAUUGACAUCGUCCACUGUCACUCCAAAACAAAACAAACAGCUACAAGAACAACCAAUUUCAAUGACAGUAUCUUCUACACCUCCACCCGCUUUAACUCCUUUUAUUUCAUCACCAACCCCAACUUCAACUUCAACACCAACACCAACACCUACUCCAGUUAUUAUUGAACAACAAGAACAACAAGAACAACAACAAGUAGUUGAAGAGAAUGAUUAUGAAUCAUUGAGUGAGAGUAAAGUGAUUGUUAAUAACAAUAUAAAGAUGUUGAUUGAACAGGAACAAGCUAGAAAGCUAUCGAUCAACUCUGAUGACCAAUCAAACUCCGAUACGAAUAGUCGCGAGAAUAGUGUGGGUGGAGCUAACGGUGCGAGUGGUGCUUCUCGUUGUCUUUUGGAGAUUGGUCUGGAGUACAAGUAUCGAUUGAUGAUCGAACAGAAUCCAAAGGACUAUCAGACACUCAUCAAAUGGGGAAAUCUCAUUCACAAAAAGAUACGUGAGCAACUCGGUGGAAAAUCACUGGAUCUGUGUCUGCUCGAUUGGAAUGAAGAUGUCAUCCCCAUUCCUUCGCAAUCGACACAACAACCACCAAACACACCGUUCACCGACAGUCUGCAGACCUAUCUCCUAAAGGAACCGCUGUUUGACGCGUGCUCCAAGUACCAACACGCACUGCAAAUAUCAACGGGUGGCUACACCACCCCGAACAUCUCGCUCACCUCUCUGUUGAAUUUCAAUGUCACCGGAAUGAAUGGCAGCAACAAUCCAAUGGAUAAUCAAUCGAAUGGAAAGACAGGUAGUGGUGCAAGCAAGUUUAACAUUGGACUGAAACACCAACCACCUAAUAAACCACUGCCACAACAGCCGACCAAAAGAGAUCCGUCAGUGACUGUCUCCAAUGGCAAUCUCUCAGCAUCGACUAUCAUCUCGACAAACAACAAGCAAUCUACCAUUGGUGGUACCAACAAUGGUGGCAGUGUCAAUUCACUUCAGAGAAUGUUGCGGUCAGUCUCAUUGCCACCUGCACCACCACCUCCACCCAUUGAGGAUCCAUCCUCGCCAUGGUCCGAUCCAUCUCUUUGGAUGAGAUGGGGUGACUGUCUAUUUAUCCUAUGUACUUAUCUUGAAUUACCAAUGUAUAAAGCAACCUGUGAAAAGUUUCAUAAAUGUAUUGUAUUACUUCAAAAACAACUUCAAGCUAUUCAGCAGAUACAACCGAUCGACGAUGAAGUCAAGUUGAAAUAUCAGAAAACAACAAAACAAAUGGCGAUCGCGCUCAGAAAGUGGGGUAUUGCAUUGAGUAGAUACUCGCGUAGAAUGAAGUGUCAGUUCCUGAUGUCAGAGUGGUCAAACGAGGAGAAUAUUCAAAUAGAAGAACUUUGGAAGGUCUUGCAUUCUCAGUCCGUACAAUCGCUGGGCUACAGUAAGCAUAUCUAUCACUCACCCAUCACCACCUACCACCUGGCAACGGCGUAUCUGCGUCACGGUGUCACACUCAACCAGUUUGGCGGUGCUCGCGGAGCCAUUUUCGCGUUGGUAACAAACGCUUGCGAGCUGUACCGCCAGUGUCUCUCAGACUCUGCAUUCGCCAACUCUGAAGAGUCACUCACCAUCCUACAACAGGAGCGAACCAUUGAGAAUUGGGCGCGUGCACUCGACAUCCAACUCGCCAUCAAACUGAUGGAGGAGGAAUCCGUUGAGAAGGAGGAAGACGAUCUUCACUCGGUCGAUGAAUAUCUCUCGAACUUCUCGAGAUUGAUACUCAUCGAUGUCACACCCUCACUCGAAGGAAUCGUUUCACUCUGUCUCAACUCUAGACAAGCCAUCCAAUAUAAAGCAUUGAAUAGUCUGUCGGUGUUGGUACGUUCACCCGAGCUGCAAGACCGUCCCAUCAUCAACAAUCUCAAGGAUCAUCUUGUCAAAGUGGAGAGCUUUGUUUCGCAGCGUGACGAUGCUGAGUCACUGCUCUCACAGCAGAGAACACUGAAGUCGAUGCCACCCAAACUACAAGCAUACGUACGUAUGUCUGGAUUGUGCGAAGAGGAGAUCAUGAAGAACUUUGAAAUCGCUUGGAACUCCAUAUUCUUCCUGACGAAAGAUACCAUUCCAAACCAACCGAUUCCACCCAACUACUAUCGAUCCAACAAGAAAACGAAAGCUCUCACCAAUAAGAAGCGUAUGAACUCGGUCAAUCAGAAUGACGAACCCGAAGAAGUCUUGGUCACCAAAGUCGAACCACUCAUUCCCUCACUCCACAGAGCCAAGAGUCAAUCCACUCUUAUUGUUCCAUACAACAGUCAAACUCCUACCAAAUUCACCUCUCUAACUCGCUCACAAAGCAAGGAACUCAAACAAUAUAGAUCGGCAUCACAACUCAAUUUGUCAGGUGAAUCAAGUACCAGUGGCAGUAAUCAUAACAACAACAACAGCAGCAAUAAUAACAAUAGCAGUAGGAAUAUCGAUAAGAGUAUAGAUAAGAAUUGGACAUUUACAUUACCCUCGACAAGACCAACAAGACGUGCUAUUGUGUCGUUGAUCACAGGCGAGCCAGAUGACCUCCAAAAGAUAACGGUAUCACGCUACAUUCCACCGAUGCAAAGAGAGAUGCCAAAUCCAGAGCCAUUACCACGUUGCGACGAGUCCAUCUUUGCAAAUGGCAAUCCUCUCACUCUCUUUAAAGACAAGAUCAAACUUGGUACCGGUGCAUUUGGUAAUGUAUUCUAUGCGAUUCGUCGGUCGGACAAUAAACAAGUAGCCAUCAAAGUGUUGAUGGAGCGAACCAAGCGUGGCAGUCCAAUCAUCCCUGAACUCUAUAUCCACAGCUACUGCGACCAUCCCAAUAUCGUUUCCUAUUUCGAAUCGUACCUAUGCAAAGGUCAUCUAUGGAUCAUCAUGGAGUACUGCGAUGGUGGAACGGUGCGUGAUCUGCUCCAUGAAGACUGGAAAAACAACCAGACACAACAACUACCGAAUCCUCUUGAGGAACAACUGAUUGCUUACAUCACCAAACAACUACUGGAAGGUUUGAUCUACCUGCGCUCAAAGGGAAUCAUUCACAGAGAUAUCAAAUCACGUAAUAUCCUGCUGACCAGACGUGGAAAGGUGAAGAUCGCUGACUUUGGACUGGCGACCACCUGCAGUCUUGGUCGUGGACGUACAAGAAUGUGUGGAACCAUGGGUAGAAUUGCGCCAGAGAUCAUCAAGAGAGAACCAUACGAUACUCAAGUCGAUAUUUUCAGUUUGGGUUGUCUGAUGGUCGAACUGGCAGAAGGAACCGUUCCCUAUGGAAAAGAUACCUCAUUGAAAUCAAUGUUCUAUACCGCUACAUUGGGUUAUAAAUUACAAAAUCCAGCUAAAUUCUCUCAAGAGUUUGUUGAUUUUGUGGAUCUUUGUUUGAAUAAUGAUCCAUUCGUUCGUCCAGUUCCAGAGAUGCUUUUACAACAUUCAUUUAUGCACUGUGCAGACAGAGGAAAGCAAAUACUAUUAGAAAGAUUCAAGAAUCAAGACAUCAGAAAAGAUAAUCUACUCAAGAAUUUUGUACCAUUUUAA
Messenger RNA from Heterostelium album PN500, 4098 nucleotides. Its product is annotated as STE family serine/threonine-protein kinase. The record is from RefSeq and is a predicted model, not a curated record. The transcript has 3 exons. Gene Ontology annotation, biological process: protein phosphorylation. Gene Ontology annotation, molecular function: protein kinase activity; ATP binding. Bases 1 to 4098 code for a protein of 1365 amino acids. Lineage: Eukaryota; Evosea; Eumycetozoa; Acytosteliales; Acytosteliaceae.